UUAUAUUAUGUUAUAUCAGAAGUUACAGCCAAAGGCGGUGAGGAUUUUUUUGGUUUAGUUUUCUCAGCAAAGGAGAAUAUCUAUAAACUAACGCUUAAUUAACUCAGUGGUUAUUGACUUUGUGGGAACCAUGAACAGGAAGCUUCUCCAAUCAUUUACACUUUGUUAUCACGUGGGAUGCUCAAAUGUUUUCCCUUCAGACGCCCACUUUCCAUACAACAUAAAACUCUAACAAUGAUAUUAAUGAGUGAAAGUGAAAAACUAUUCCGAAGAAAAAAGCCCAGAAGAAAGACAAAGAACCUUUUACGCUACUUAGCGAACCUGAAGUGUUACAUAUACACCCUUGCUCGAGACGACUCAGAUACAAUCAUAAAUAUAUAGCAGUCCCACAAAGUAUAUUAAAGGCAUUGCAAAUAUAUUAAUGUCGCUACUCGUCGAUCAGUUAAGUGAAAUAAGGCAAAAGCGAACAAGGAAAUAUAGCCGGGCGAAAUUUGGCCGCGCCCCUCGUAUAAAGCUCAAGUCAUUUUUAGUGGCCUAUGAAAAGCUAUGGGCAAUCAUUAAAGGAAAACUGAAGUUCGGCUGAUCCAGUAAUACCACAGCUAGGACCAAGUGGGGUUUUCGGAAAAAGGAUCAAUAGGAAAGUAAUGGAAUAGUUCUUUGUUUAACAUCAGUGUUUAUACUUUUUCAGUCUGUCCUUCAUUUUGAAAAAACAAACUAGACCCCAUCUCCUCUCUCCUCUCUCGUUUCAAUCCAAAUCCUUCUCUUUUCAUACACAGACUUUUUAACGAAGACUCUCGUGUGGCAUAAACCGAGUUUAGAUCCGAUCCUGAAGUUAUUAGCCGUUGUUGACGUCAUAUGCAAUGCGCGAGGAGGAGUCUCUUUAUUAAAAUACUGACUUGGAUACUCGAGAAAACUUCAUGACUCUGCAGCGGGAGUAAAUUCAAAUCACAUUUGCGCGGCAGCCUUUCAUUAGACGGUUUAUGCUGUCAUAUUAGACAUUAAAGUUUCGUGAUUUAAACUCCGACAAGAAGCAUUUUCUCAUAGGGCAUUGUUUAUUAUUAAACUCGGGUUUUAACGUUGAACAUUCUGUAUUCUCACUGACUCGUCAUGAUGGACAAUUUGAUGCCACGAUCAAUUUAUUAAACCUCAUUAAAUAACAGGGUAGAAGAAAAUUGAACGACUGUCAUGUUUAUCACACUUCGAACAGAGCUGAAAAACAACCCACCCAGCUCUCACUACUUCAUUUGAGCAGCACUGACAUUUUAGGACCCUGUCUGCUUCCAGUUUCAUCGAUGUUAAGAUAUGAAAUGAAAACAAAAAGCAAUUUGUGGCACAAGCCUGAUUGAUCACCUCAUUUUGUUGAGUUACACGAAAUAAGCAACCCGAAUUAUAUUGUCAAAUAGACUGCGACCAGCUGGAACAAAGAUCUGCCAAUCAUUAAACAUUUCGUGGAAAUUUCCUAAUUGAUCAAUCUUUUCGAGCGGAUGCCGACAUCAAGUCGAACAGUUAUCCCGCCUUCACUAGGACAUAAAUAUAGAUACGUUACUAAGUGAAGAAACCAGAAAAAAAAAUCAUUUGCCAGCGUAAGAGCGGAAAAAGAAACUGAACGGCGAUGUCGGAAAACGUGAAUAGAACGAUGAAUGGAACACAGUCAUGGAGCUGCCCCAGCAAUCCUAGAGCAGAAAAAAAUUGGAAUAACAUUUGCUUACUGCCUGAUCUUCAUUUUUUCGUUGGCUGGGAACACCGUCAUUGGAAUUAUUGUCUACAAGACGAAAACCAUGAGAAAACCCAUCAACUUUUUCAUUGUAAACAUGGCCAUGUCCGAUCUGCUGUUUCGGAUUUUCUUGAUUCCUUUGGAGAUACAAACGCUCUAUAAAGACUCCUGGUUGAUCGGUGGUCCUUUUGGCCAGGUCUUAUGUAAGCUGGUUGCCUUCUUAACAGAAGUUUCCUCUACUGUGUCCUUUCAGAGCCUGGUUCUGAUAGCAGUGGAUCGAUUUGGUGCUGUGGUAUUUCCUCUCCGUUCUCCACUCAUCAGUUCAAAUCUGUGCCUGUUUAUUAUUCUCGCCACUUGGAUCGUCGCGAUAGCUGUUUAUUCCCCAGUUCUCUUCGUCUGCAAAGUUGUUGAACAUCCAGAGAAGCUGGUUUGUCAGCAGAACUGGAAUGAACUUUUUGGAGAAUCCUCAUCCCAUGAGAAUUAUUUCGUGUCCUGUAUAGUUGUAUUCACUUUUAUCCCGUUGGUGUUGAUAACCAUACUUUACGUUACCAUCUUACUAAAGCUCAAGUCACAGAGGAUUCCAGGAGAGCAAUCAGCCAACGCUGGACAACAACGCCAGCAAAGGGAGCGAAAUGUGCUAAAGAUGGCCAUUGCUAUUGUGCUAGGGUUUACAGUAUGCUGGCUGCCCUUCACUAUCCUCUGGUGUAUUCUCCUCUUUACGGACACCAUCAUAUGGCCGAAUUGUGACGACCUAUACUUUGUAUAUGUCGUUAGGUUAAUGGCUAUCGCAAAUUGUGCGAUAAAUCCUUGUAUCUGUUUAAUUUUCAGCAGAAAUUAUCGUAAUGGGCUUAAGGCUCUCUUCAGAUAAAUUAUCUUGAACAGCGCAGCAGCUGAUGAUACUUAUGUAGAGUAGAGAGGUUCAGUCGACUUAAAACUCGUAAGAAACGUUAAUUUAAAACUGCUUCUUAUUUAAAUUCAAUGGACACUAUGGCUUAAAGAACCUUUGCAGGACAGUUUUAAACCUUUCUUUGGACACUGAGU
Messenger RNA from Orbicella faveolata, 2755 nucleotides. Its product is annotated as RYamide receptor-like. NCBI's taxonomy places the organism in Eukaryota, Metazoa, Cnidaria, Anthozoa, Scleractinia, Merulinidae. The record is from RefSeq and is a predicted model, not a curated record.